AUGAGGCAAAAGAGAGCAAAGUCCUACAAGAAACAAAUGAAUGUGUACCAUUACACAUUCAAAUUCCGAGAACCUUAUCAAAUUAUAGUCGAUGACGAAAUCGUCACCACUUGUCAAAAAUCAUCCUACGAUAUCAACAAAGGUCUUACUCGAACCAUCCAAGCCGAAAAUAAACCAAUGAUUACCCAGUGUUGCAUCCAAGCAUUGUACAACGCCAAGAACCAAGAUGCAAUCAACUUGGCCAAGACUUUCGAACGAAGGAGAUGUAAUCAUCGCGAAGCUAUAGCUCCAGCAGAUUGUAUUCAAAGCGUAGUUGAUAUCAAUGGGGAAAAUAGGCAUCGGUAUGUAGUAGCGACUCAAGACUUGGACUUAAGGAGGAAAUUGAGACAAGUUCCUGGCGUGCCUUUGGUUUAUAUGAAUCGAUCAGUUAUGGUUAUGGAACCUUUGAGUGAUGCUAGUGCCAAGUAUAGUGAAGAGUGGGAGAAUAAGAAAUUGACUGGAGGGUUGAAUGAUUUGAAAGCGGGAAAAAUUGUUGAAAAGAGUGAGGAAGAUGGUGGAGAAGAAGGUGAUGGGGAAGAUGGUGCACCUGCGAAGAAGAAAAGGAAAGGGCCACCAAAGGGACCUAAUCCGUUGAGUGUGAAAAAGAAAAAAAAAGGGGAGCCUGCAACAGGUGGUAGUAAGGAAGAUGGUGAAAAGAAGAAUAAAAGGAGGAGAAAACAUAAGAAAUCAGGUGAAAAGCAAGGAAAUGGCGAAGAAGAAUGUGAGAACAGUGGAAAUGAUGGCGAAGAUAGAGAUGAUAGACAUAAUGAAAAUGAAGAAAGGAAGGUGGAUGCAAAAGAGAUUAUGGAGACGCCUUCAACGAGAGAAAAUUCGGUUGAUAAUCAGCAUAUUACUGAUGAUGAAGAGUGA
This is a messenger RNA of Lodderomyces orthopsilosis Co 90-125, 909 nucleotides long. RefSeq names its product rRNA-binding ribosome biosynthesis protein. The record is from RefSeq and is a predicted model, not a curated record. Lineage: Eukaryota; Fungi; Ascomycota; Pichiomycetes; Serinales; Debaryomycetaceae. Gene Ontology annotation, cellular component: nucleolus; small-subunit processome. Gene Ontology annotation, molecular function: small ribosomal subunit rRNA binding. The transcript has a single exon. Bases 1 to 909 code for a protein of 302 amino acids.